UUUUCUAUCAGCGGCACCAUUAUAUUCUUAAGCUAGCCAGUAGAACCACGCUACCAAGCUCUCACUCUUUCUCUCUCUACAUUCUCUAUCUACUUUCUCUCUCUAAAGGGGCGUUCUGAGAUCACAUUGAACAAUGGUGAAGGCCGUUGCCGUUCUCAACAGCAGUGAGGGAGUCAAGGGGACUAUCUUUUUCACUCAAGAAGCAGAUGGUCCGACAACUGUGACCGGAAGCGUUUCCGGUCUCAAGCCGGGACCCCACGGCUUCCAUGUUCAUGCCCUUGGAGACACAACCAACGGAUGCAUGUCAACUGGACCACACUUUAACCCUGCUGGAAAAGAGCAUGGUGCUCCUGAGGAUGCAAUUCGCCAUGCUGGAGAUCUGGGAAAUGUCACUGUUGGCGCUGAAGGCACUGCUGAAUUCACAAUUGUUGACAAGCAGAUUCCUCUUACUGGCCCCCAUUCCAUUAUUGGUAGAGCAGUCGUCGUACAUGCUGAUCCUGAUGAUCUUGGCAAGGGAGGACAUGAAUUGAGCAAAACCACUGGAAAUGCAGGAGGCAGAGUAGCAUGUGGUAUUAUUGGGUUGCAAGGAUAGACAGCAGCUUCUUUAGGCAUCAAAAAAUAUUUUAUUAACGCCAAUAUGGUUGAUCAUUGUUCGGCUGAAUAUCUUACAAAAAUAUUAUGGGACUUUAUUUCCUUUCCAAUAAAACAACAGUUCUGUACUCUCAGCUGGUUAUGAUUCAUGAUAUGAAAAUAGUGUUUUUAUUUGGUUAAACUAUACUUUAUGUUCUCGAAAUAAAAAUUGUGGGCGAUUUUGUUGUA
This is a messenger RNA of Mercurialis annua (annual mercury), 819 nucleotides long. Its product is annotated as superoxide dismutase [Cu-Zn]. The record is from RefSeq and is a predicted model, not a curated record. Gene Ontology annotation, molecular function: copper ion binding; superoxide dismutase activity. Gene Ontology annotation, biological process: removal of superoxide radicals. Lineage: Eukaryota; Viridiplantae; Streptophyta; Magnoliopsida; Malpighiales; Euphorbiaceae. Bases 134 to 592 code for a protein of 152 amino acids. The transcript has 7 exons.